CUGGGAAAAAGGGUGCUGUGGGACCAUCUGGUGUUGUAGAAUGGAUUCGUUCUGCUUGCCAUUUCGCCACUGAUAGAAACGAUUUUAGAAGGAACCUACUGGUCAAUUUGGGCAUAUUUGCAGCUGGUGUGUGGGUUGCCAGAAACUUGUCAGAUUUUGACCUGAUGUCUCCACAACCUGUCACGUAAUGAUGGAGACCAUGGGCAGUGUAAGAGGGUGUCAUGGACCAAACAGGAGCCAAAAGGGAUAGGAUAUUUGUUCAAUGACAAUAUUAUUUGUUAACACUUAUUAAAUAUUUUCUGGAAACUGAAAUGUUGGCCUUAUUGUUAAUACUGCGAUUUAAUACAGUUAACAAGUUUAUUCAAUAAUACAUUCUUUACGUCAAACCUGAGGAGUCGUAAGCUGGAACCAACAUUUGUGAAGCGGAAGACGGUCGAUGUGACACCCAUGGCUAUUUUAACAAGUCCUGAAGUACACGGAAUGGAAACAUGUCGAGUUGAAGCAAAUUUAUUGAUAAGCCAGUGCCACUAAAAUACUAUGGCCACACAGAACCAUUUUGUCGCUGCUGCUCAAAAAUGGCUGCGUGUUGGAAAGAAAUCGCUCUCAAUCCCUCGGAGUUUGGACCUGGCUGCUGGAGUCAUGGCUGUUAACACAGGUCUGAAGCCUGCACUGCUGUAUGAUGCCAACUCCGCUCUGGCUGAUCAGAUCCAAAGUUAUCUUACUUCACUACAGUCAGAACAACUCGUAUCUAAAUCUCUCAUAACAUUGGACAUUAAUGGAAAUAACCUAAUUGUUAAUCCAUCUUUAACAAUGGAUCAUUUAGAAAAGUUCACAAAGACGACUGUGGCUGUUAUUGACGUGCGUCACUCACUGGACCAGCCUUCUAUUAUCACGGAUUUACGGGAGGGAGAUUUGGAAGAGAUGAUUCAGACUUUGCUUACUUUUCUUAAGGAUUUUAGACAAGUUUCAGAGGUUAAGACUCCUCUCCUUAUUGGGGACCUUUCUGAGACAUGGAAUCUAUGCACCCUCUUUGGGAUUCUAUUGGGUUACCCAGUUACUUACUGGUUUGAUCAAAAUGAAAGCUUUGAGAAUUGCUUGACUAUGACCCCACUUGUGGUGACCAAAGCUCUUGCAACUUGGCAGGUUAACACAGAGUCUCGCCAGUGUUGCCUGUACUCCUUUAGCUCACCAGAGGCCCUGGAGGCAGAUACUGUGUCAGUCCUGGAUGACUGGACUUCAAGGCUUAAAGAAAGAUUUCAGCAGCAGACUGUGUUCUCUGGACUUAAUAUUUCCAAAACCACUGCCACCUUACCCUCAGUGACACUUUGAUUAUAGUCUUUCUAUCUUCAAUCUUUUAGAAACAGAACAUAAGUACAUUGCAAUGACCUUCAACUAGUCAUCACCUUAUACUAAAUCAAAGAGGAAGAUCUAUUGGAGUAGAACUUGUGUAUAAACAGCAUUUGAAAAAUAA
Molecule: messenger RNA, 1471 nt
Organism: Hypomesus transpacificus
Lineage: Eukaryota; Metazoa; Chordata; Actinopteri; Osmeriformes; Osmeridae
Gene: c9h1orf74
Product: chromosome 9 C1orf74 homolog
Exons: 3
Coding region: 538-1329 (263 amino acids)
Source: RefSeq, a predicted model, not a curated record